Chelonia mydas (Green sea turtle) is the source of this 2871-nucleotide messenger RNA. RefSeq names its product mitochondrial ubiquitin ligase activator of nfkb 1-A. Bases 389 to 1441 code for a protein of 350 amino acids. NCBI's taxonomy places the organism in Eukaryota, Metazoa, Chordata, Testudines, Cheloniidae. Gene Ontology annotation, biological process: protein ubiquitination; organelle organization. Gene Ontology annotation, molecular function: ubiquitin-protein transferase activity. The transcript has 4 exons. The record is from RefSeq and is a predicted model, not a curated record.
CCCGGCGCAAGGCUCGACGGGAGUCGUAGUUCCGAGCACCCCUAGGGCGCGGCGCGGUGCGGUGCACGCUGGGAACUGUAGUUCCACAGGCUCUCGGCGCCGCGGCGGCCCCCAGGAGCCGAGCGCGGCCGGACUCCAUCUCCCAGGGGGCAGCGCGGCGGGGCUGUGGCUCCCCGGCCGGUCCUGGACUCUUGGCCCUUGGAGCCCUCUUGGGCCUCGGGAGCGGGGCGGUUCCUCCCAGGCCCGGGUGAGUCUCCCAGCAAGGGGCCCCGGUCCGCCCCCGCCCGCCGGGCCCAGCCCCACGUGGGAGCCGGGCCCCCCGCCCCGGGCUAACGAGCAGCCCCCCCCGUGUGCUCUCCUUGCAGUCGCGGCGCCGCUGCCCGGCACCAUGGACGCCCUGCCCGUCACCUCCGGGGAGCUGCUCUGCCUGGCCUCCAGCCUGGCCGCCUCCGGCCUCUUCUAUUACCUGCACCGGAAGAAGGCCAAAGCGCUGGCUCGGAUCCAGGACGCCCCAAAGCUUCAGGUAGAUGAUGGUCUGCCUGACCUGCUAUCUGCCACCAGUGGCCAGUGCCUGCAUUAUGUUGCCUUAGAAGGGCUUGUCCUGCCAGCAAAAGCAGCUCUGUCCAGCCAGCACCAUGAGGAGCUGCAGGGAGUGAUCCAGAAACUAGUUCUGAAGGAGCAUCGACUGAUCUGGAACAGCCUGGCCCGGAGUUGGAAUGAAAGUGAGCGGGUGGUUUCGGAGCAGGUGUACACAGUGCCCUUUGCCCUGGCAGCCCCCAGUGCUGAGGCAGCGACACGGGUGAGCGUAGAGAGCCCCCUACGGGCUGUCCGGCUGCCCCUGGAGACUGUGUAUGAGCACUUCCAGCACCCAACCCACGGCUUCAAAGACCUGAUCAGUCACUAUCUGAGCGGGGAGAAGCCCAAGGGCCUCCUGGAGACAGAGGAGAUGCUGCAAGUGGGGGCAAGCCUGACUGGCAUCGGGGAGCUGGCCCUGCACCCAGAUGGGACCCUCCACCUGCAGCCCCCAUCUGAUGGGUCCGACUACUUCCUGCACCUGGGGGACUGGCAGACGCUGCUGGCAGAGAUGGAGUCAGUGAGCAGCUUCUGGAAGGGGGCAGCAGUGCUGUGCGGCUUGACAGGCAUGGCGGUGAUCCUGUACGCCCUCUGCCGGGCCUAUCAGCAGCGCCGGCACAAGCAGGAGCAGGAGGAGCAGCGGCGGCAGUUUGAGGCCCUGUGGGGCAACGGGGACACGGUGACGGAGUCUGGGGAGGGUGCGUCGGAAGACACCUGUAUCAUCUGCCUGACACGGCCCCGCGAGUGCGUCCUGCUAUGCUGCGGCCAUGUCUGUUGCUGCUUCCGCUGCUACAAAGCCCUGCCUAGCCACACCUGCCCCAUCUGCAGGAGCCCCAUAGACCGGGUAGUGCCCCUCUAUCAGGCCUGAGGGGGAGAAGGGGCUUCAAACGGUACCAGGGCAAGAGCAGUGGAGUUCCUGACACUAGGCAACACCACUGUGCCCAUAAAACCCCAGCAGCUUGGGGGGGCAGUGUGCAAGCCACAAGUGUGUGGUUACUUGGGGUGUGAGCUCACAACCGUAGGGUUUGGGGGGAGGGAGGGGGUUCUGCAAGCUUCGCCUCCUAAGCUGGGUUUGGGGGUGUGCUCAUGAUCCCUCUCUUCAGUGAUUGGAGCAUGUGGCCUGAAUCAGCAUCACUCAGCACGAAGCUCUUGCUGAGUUUCCACCCGCUCACCCAAGCCUCAUAGCGUGUCUGUUCCCAGCCCUGCUAGGAGAGUCUGAUGGGCACAGGGCAGCUAUUGAGCUGAUAUGCCAAGAGGUGUGUGUCAGUGAGGGGGAGGAGAAAUAGAGCCACCCCUGCCCCAGCCAUGUGGGAGUUUGAAGGGGGACCCUGUUGCGUGGAGCUGCAUGGCUGAGUUGGAGAGGCGUUUGUGCUCUCGCUGAUUUCCUCCGAGUCCUGCCUGGGCCCGGCCUUCUCAGUGCUGACCCCAGGAAGAGGCCGACUGGAGCUCAGCAGGCCUGCGGUGCAAUGCUCCAUCAGCGGCCCGGGAUGCAGCUGGAACACAGCGGUUUUGCUCUUGCGAAGGGGCCACGUUUUACACUAGAGUUUAUUUUUCUAGCACGUCUUUGCCACUGCUGUCCAGCUACUGCGCUGGGGAGAGGCCAGCAGAAGCUGGGUGGGAGAGACGGGAGGCUCAAGGUAGUUUGGGGCUGUGGGUUUGAGGGCAGAGAGGGUCUGGCUGAGGGGGCAACAUGCAUUGCACAACUGAACAGUCAGGGUUGGUCCAUCCUCUGCCCGAUUUCCUCUGGGUAGGCCCAUGCAGCAUGUUACACAGGCAGCAGCAGUCUCUGGUGUGCAUGGUGGGGGGAUGUGGGUCUUUCCCUCAUGGUCUCCUACAUGAGGGUGUUGAACUACAGAGGCUUCCCCUGUGAGUGAAGGCCAGCAGCCGGGGCCCUGUGCCCUCCUCAGCGUCCAACUGUUGCACCCCCUUUACUCCCACAUGUGGGAGUUUGAGGCAGUGCCACAGCUGAAGCAUGGGAGGGUGGAUUGCAGCAGCUGUGGCUCCUGAUCGCAGGAGGAGGACAGCCCUCUGCUUCCCUGCUUAAGCUGGAGGACGAAAGGAGCCACAGUGGAGGCCUACCCAAGGAUUGGGGUGGGUUAUGUUUGCCACCCCCCCCCCCCAUUAAAGUGCUGGUGGAAGUCUGCCUGAAAUCAGCAGAGCUCCUGCAAGCCCUGGGCUACCUGGCUGGAGUGCUGCCUUCCUGCCCAGCUCCCAGGACAUGCCAUAGCUGCAAGGGGCCGGGGGGGACACGACUCACUGAAUCAAUGUUGGUCAUUAUUUAUAAAGAGAAGGAUCAGA